UUUGAAAAAUUUCCAAUCAGAUAUAAAAGUUUCAAGAUUUUUCUUCUCAAGAGGAAUUAAAACAUUGUCUGAUGGUAGCCUAGUAGUGGGUGCCAGUCACGUUUGCCUUAAACUCGAAUAAAAAAUAGUAUCGAAUUUCAAGAAGUGCCGAAAGAAGACAUCAUGAGCAGCAGCGGAUCUUCACCGAGAAAAUUUCCUCACACCGAAGGCAACUUGAACUCAGACUUAAUCAGUUUCUUGAUGGAGCUGGCUGAGUACGAGAACAUAGUUGGGCGCAACGUGUUUAAAAGUAACGCUUACAAAACUGCCGCUUCCGUGCUGGCUUCUCACCCGAAGCGCAUUGCGAGUGGCGAAGAAGCUGCUAAACUAAAAGGGAUUGGCAAGAAAAUAGCCCUGAAGAUCGACGAAUUUCUAGCUACAGGCAAGCUGGAAAAGCUGGAAAAGAUUCGAGGUGACGAAACAUCGACAGCACUGAAAGAAUUGGCCCGCGUGUCAGGGGUUGGUCCCACCAAAGCACGCCAGCUGUACGAUGAAGGCAUUACUACCAUCGAGCAGCUUAGAGGGAAUCCUGAGAAACUGACGCAUCAUCAGAGAAUAGGCCUUAAGUAUUUAGAAGAGUUUGAACAAAGCAUCCCCCGUGCUGAGAUCGAGGCCCUGGAAGGGGCUCUGCGUCGCUCCCUGAGUGCCUUGCCGGAGCCUAUCACACUCACAAUUUGUGGCAGUUACAGAAGAGGAAAGGAGACCAGUGGAGAUAUCGAUGUCCUGCUCUGUGUUAAAUCAUCAUUAGACGGUAAUGCAACGUCUACGGAAGAUCCUAAAACUGCGAAGGAAAAGCAUGGCAAAAAGUUUGAGGACAAGAACUUGUUAUCGCGCAUCGUUAAUCUGCUGGAACAAGACAAGAUAGUCACGGACACUUUGUCUCUUGGAGACACUAAAUUCAUGGGAGUGUGUCGGCUGAGUGAUGACACUCCUCAUCGCCGUCUCGACAUACGCCUGCUGUCACCUGAUCAGUUUCACUGCGGUGUCCUCUACUUUACUGGCUCUGGUCUCUUCAAUAAGGAAAUGCGAUCAGUAGCGCUGUCCGCAGGCUUCACCUUAAACGAGUACAGCAUCAGGCCCGUGGGCAGCACCGGCGUGGCGGGAGAGCCACUGCCUGUAACGUGCGAGAGAGACAUCUUCGACUACAUUGGCAUGGAUUACAAGGAGCCUCACGAGAGGAAUAUGUAAAUACCUAAAUCAUGAUUUAAGAGAAUGGAGAUGCAUGCAUGCACUAUCGAUUAAUUACCAGUUCCAGGUAUUUUGACAUGGGAAUGCUCAUAAAUAUUUCGUGUUUUUUCAGUUCGCUAUACCAGGGCUAUGAGCGAUGCAAGAUGUUAGGUAGCAUCAUUCUAAACGAUAAUUUGCGAGUGCCUAUUCAGAAACGGGUACAGUUAACUUGUUCGGAGGUACUGUCCUUCUAGGUACCUUGUUCUAGAUUAGACCUCCAGGCUAAAUCCAUUUUCCUAAUACCAAAGACAUAUUUUCAUUGCUACAAGUCUUAGGGAAAUAUUCAAGAAACACAAGCUUGGUUAAUAAAAUUUACUUAUCAGAUAUCUAGAUUUAAAAGUAUAAUUAACUCAAAACUGCAA
Hyalella azteca is the source of this 1628-nucleotide messenger RNA. Its product is annotated as DNA polymerase beta. Gene Ontology annotation, cellular component: nucleus. Gene Ontology annotation, biological process: double-strand break repair via nonhomologous end joining. Gene Ontology annotation, molecular function: DNA-directed DNA polymerase activity; DNA binding. The coding region runs from base 163 to 1227 and encodes 354 amino acids. The transcript is spliced from 8 exons. The record is from RefSeq and is a predicted model, not a curated record. NCBI's taxonomy places the organism in Eukaryota, Metazoa, Arthropoda, Malacostraca, Amphipoda, Hyalellidae.